AUGGAAAAGGUAUUUAACGAUUUUGAUUUGCAUUACGAAAUAAAAAUCUAAUAUCGCGCAUUUCAAUUUCGCAACAAGGCAAAAAUGUAUUUUUGUGGAAGUUAUUUCAGUCCAAAGAUAAAUCUAAUGGUCACUGAAAAUGUGUGAUAAAAUAAGCCAGUCGCAAAUAUAAACAUAGAUCGAUAUUAAUAUUUUCGACUGCCUUGCUGCAAAAUUUAAAAUGCCGUUUAAUUGACUAACCAGAACAUAUUCGUAUCUCAUAUGUCCCUUGUACACACUACUCUAUUUUUUUAAAUUUUAUAUGUUCAAUAAACUACCAUAUGCCAAUAUUUGUUGUCCACUGACCUCGUUCAUGUAGACCUCGUGACAUGUUUGAGCGCCUAUCACUAUAUUUAGAGGGUGGACAAUACCUAACAAAGGUAAGGGUUAUAAGUGUGCGGAGAACUAGGAAAAGGAUAAUACUGGGAACGUAAAUGAGGGGUUAAUAUCACGGAGAGCGUGGCGUCCCCCUGCGUGUUUUUUUCGAGGACGGGGCCAGACGGGGCUAUCGCGUCCCUAGCCCCGCCGUAGCCCCGCCCCGUCUGGCUCCGGGGACUAGGCGGGGCCACACGUGGCUAGUGCUAGCAGGGUUGGGGGAAACAUAUUACUCAAACCCCUCUCGUCUUUUUAAGAUCCGAACUGAAUGAUUCAGAACACUGUGAUGCAAUAACAAAAACCAGAAAUCUCGCGAAAAAGGAAAUAUUGUGGCAAAACAUUAAAGGUUCCUAUACCUAUGUAAUGUCAGGAACGACACAAGGGGUAGAAUUUAGGAAUGUUUGUUGCGCACUCGUCAUAAGUAGUUUCCCCGUGAAGUCCUUACAAGUUACUUUUAAAUACUCUAAGAUCAAAACGUUGAAUUGUAUUAAAAUGCUGACAUCCAGUUUUAAGAAGAAUCCACUUAUGCGUUAGGCCUGGAAACCUAGUCCCACGUUUAUAGUGUAACUCCCCACUGAAACUGUUGUUGAUGAAAGACAACGGAAAGUCAGGUCUUGAGCUCUUACAUGUUGCUACGGUUGCGAUAGAAAAUCUUAAUUUACGACUGUUGUUUUUAGAAACCUCUUUUAGAUGCAAACCCGGAGAAUACAAAAAGUUAUCAGAUGAAAAGUGUGUCGGAAUCCGAUAAUUCGGACGAGAAGACCCCUAUAAAUUGUAUUCCACUAAAAGACAUCACGAAAAUCUGUCGGGCUAGGGAAAAUGAGCUUACAAACUCAAUAAAUGGCAUUUCAUCAAUCGGUGUCUCUGAACUCAACGACAAAGAUGACGUAGUAAUUAAAAACGAAGAAGCAGGUAUGACAACAGAUUUUGGCAAUAUCUCCUUGGCUUAUGAUGGGCUAACUAAAUCAGAAAAAAUAAUCCAUUUGUUUUUUUUAGGAGAUGCAGAGCUGCCUCCAGUUGAAUAUGUCAAAACCAGGAUUUAUCCUAUACUCCUGCCUAUCCUUACGGAAAUGCUAGAAGAAGCGGCGAGACGCGAAUGUUUUGAGGUAGGAAUGCAUUUUGGGAGCAUAUUACUUGUCUCGAUGAUUUAUUUCUUGAUGAGUGGGAACGGGCGUGAAUUAAUCACAACCAAACUUUUGAUCGAUUGAGCCGCAAAACUCCAACUGGAGCCGCGAGUUUGAUCGCCUUGGAGUAGUUUUACCCAUCCGAAGAUGUCCACCGUGUGCUCCAUAGCAGAAUGAGAGCAAGUGCGGUGACUUGUGCAACAUCUGCCGGACUCUCUCUUACUCCCCACCCGAGCGCAAAUAGAAGUCUUCACAGUUGUUUCCCAAUCGAGAAUGUUCAAGGAGGGCACGCAUACAAGGCAAGGAGAAAACUCCUGGGGAUCUUCGUAACUCAGCCAAUGUCCGUUGAGUACAAUAUGCGUGAUCGCUCCUUGACGACUCAGUCGGACCUCCAUCGCGCAUUUCCAUUUAAAGGACGCCCCUGAGGUUAUACUUGACUCUGAGUGGCGGUUUUGCUGAGGGCAGUGAAACAUGGGUUACAUCUGACAGGUCCUGGAGGCAGUGAGAGCGACGCCCUCUUCUUGGGCCUUUGAAUAAAUCUGACCCUAGGAUCCUUGCACCCGGCCGUAUAUUCUGGGUUUUCAGGUGAGCGAGAAACCCAAUGAAAGCGUAGACCGGUUGAUGAAAAACAACACCAGGGUGCCCUGCGGUCCAAAUAGCCGUUGAAUCCGUCACUCAGCUGGUCGACUGUCUACGAAAAUCUGGUCAGUGCCAGGCGAGAGGGUAAGUUUUGGCAAACCACUAUGGAUGCGAGUCAUGUACAACGACCGGGCGAACGACAGAAGGGUUCCCAUAGAGCAGUGGUAAAGAUGUUCGCAGAUGGCUCCCAGGAACGAUUUUCUGAGGGCGGGAUUAGGCCUACAAAGGGAAGAACGUAACAAGUUUAGGAAUACUCUCCCUUUCACUAGAGGAGCGGCAUAUCAAACAAUUCCUCUUUAAAAUCAACUAUUGUAGCGUCCGCACUUUGCAUUCAAUGGGCUCGAUUUCAUCACUCUGAAUCUCUAUGCACGGAACCCUCGGCGUUACGGGACGACGCAGAUUAACCAACUGGGUGAAAUACCCUGGGUAGCUGAACACUGGAAGACAAAUCCCCGGGCGCCCCUGCCUCUCAGUUGGCAGUGGACCUCCGCGGAGGCCGCCACCGUCCUUCAGAGUCAUUGGCGUGGUUACAUGGUAAGUGCCUCUUUCCCUAUCCUAAUUUAAUUGCUACUUAUGAAUCUUCCCUCUUCCCUCGUUUCCAUUCUCAACGCUUCCAAUUAUUUCGGACAUGCAAGCGUCGAUUUGUGGCGUGGUUGGUUGGUUAUUCCAUUCUCUAAACAACAACACCACCACCCUAGUGGUAGUACUACUACUACCACCCGUAGGUAGAGGCUGGGUGUCGUUUAUUCGUAUAAACCGCGACGAAAGUUCGUUAAACCCAUUCAUAUCUACCACAGGUCCGACGUAUGGAGGAGGUCCAGGAGAUGCGACAGUGGCAGAGAGACUGGAGAGCAAUGAAUCGGCCAUCGGAAAGAGCAGCAAUUUGA
This is a messenger RNA of Spirometra erinaceieuropaei, 3064 nucleotides long. Lineage: Eukaryota; Metazoa; Platyhelminthes; Cestoda; Diphyllobothriidea; Diphyllobothriidae. The record is from the annotation of a GenBank genome assembly.